This is a messenger RNA of Topomyia yanbarensis, 2845 nucleotides long. RefSeq names its product succinate-semialdehyde dehydrogenase [NADP(+)] GabD (gene Ssadh). The coding region runs from base 464 to 2017 and encodes 517 amino acids. NCBI's taxonomy places the organism in Eukaryota, Metazoa, Arthropoda, Insecta, Diptera, Culicidae. The record is from RefSeq and is a predicted model, not a curated record. The transcript is spliced from 3 exons. Gene Ontology annotation, biological process: GABA catabolic process. Gene Ontology annotation, molecular function: succinate-semialdehyde dehydrogenase (NAD+) activity.
CACUUUCCUUUGAGCAGAGUUUUCCUAAAUUCUUAAAUAUCUAUCACAUCCUGGUUAUUGAUUUAGCUGAAGGGAAAACAGACAUAAUUUCUCUACUGAUAAGGACGUCUAUUUUCAAUAACCCCCUAUGGGGAGUGGAUCAUGCGCAUUGGGGCGUAUUUCGGGUUUUCUCUCGAACAACACUCUCAGAGAAUGGAUGUUAUUGUUCGAUCAUUUUUUGCUAUCUCAAUACAAGAGCGCCGGGUUAAUGUUACGGAGAAAUAUACUAAUUUAUACGACCUUGUUACACAUGGUUUUGACAGUUUGUUUUAGUUGAGUUUUACAUCUGGUUCGCAGUAGUUGCCUUUUGCUUUAGGAACCUUGGCAGUGAAAUACUGUUUGUAUUUACCGCAUAACAAUCUUAUCACCACAGAAACCGAACUGUGAGUGAUUACCUACAUAAUUAUUCGAAGAGAAAAUCAUCAUGGCUAUCUUGUUGUCCCUCGGUCGCUUUACGCUAGGGCGUGCGGUUGGCGUUGGGUUUGCAAAAAUAAAUGGUAUUAGUUUAAUACGACGCACCAUGCACCUCCAGCAAAAUCAAGCAUUCGUUAAUGGUAAAUGGGUGGGAGCACGAAGCGGCGAGACGUUCGAAAUUACAAACCCGGCCAAUGAGCAAGUAAUCGGAACUGUGCCAGACAUGGACGUAGAUGACGUUAACGAGGCAAUUGGAUCUGCUUACGAUGCAUUUUAUGAUAAAGGGUGGCACAAUAGUACGGCUAAAGAACGAGCGGCGCUUCUGAAGAAAUGGUUUCAUCUAUUGGAAAUAAAUCGGCAGGAGAUUGCUCGCAUAAUGACCGCAGAAUCGGGAAAACCUAUCGCGGAAUCGCUGGGAGAAAUCAGCUAUGGUAACUCUUUCGUAGAAUGGUUUGCUGAGGAGGCUCGCCGUAUAUAUGGCGAAAUCGUCCCUACGCCACAGGCAAACCGACAGAUGAUGCUGGUGAAGCAACCGGUAGGUGUGGCGGGUUUGAUAACACCCUGGAACUUUCCACAUGCCAUGAUAACCCGUAAGGCCUCCGCUGCUAUAGCUGCCGGAUGCACCGUGGUUAUCAAACCAGCCGAGGAUACUCCACUAACAGCCUUAGCAUUGACUAAGCUGGCGGAGGAAGCGGGAUUUCCGAAAGGAGUGUUUAAUGUUAUUACAAGCAGUCGUAAAAACGCCGCUAGCAUCGGGGAACUACUAUGUAAAAGUGAGAAGGUGGCAGCGAUUUCAUUCACUGGUUCGACGGAAGUUGGAAGGUUACUGUACAAACAAUGCUCCGAUGGAAUCAAAAGAAUCGGAUUAGAACUAGGUGGGAAUGCCCCAUUUAUUGUAUUCAGUUCAGCUGAUCUAGAUAAGGCUGUAACAGGAGCUAUGAACUCCAAGUUUCGAAACUGUGGUCAAACUUGCAUAUCGGCUAACAGAUUUUUGAUUCAAGAUGAAAUACAUGAUGAGUUCAUUGCUCGUUUAACGGAAAAAAUUAAAGCACUCAAAAUUGGAGACGGCAGUCAUGAUGGAGUUCAAAUCGGUCCUCUAAUAAAUCAUUCUCAAGUCAAUAAAGUAACCGAAUUCGUGGAGGAUGCAAAACAAAAGGGAGCACACGUAGUCUACGGUGGUCAUCAACUAUCACAACAUGGUGCACUGUUUUUCGAACCCACGAUUAUUACCCAUCUUCGAGAUGAUAUGCGGUUGUACAAAGAGGAAAUUUUUGGACCGGUGGUUUCGGUCAUUCGUUUCAAAACCGAAGAAGAAGCGCUUCAAAUUGCCAAUGCAUCUCAGAGAGGAUUAGCAGGAUAUUUUUACAGUAAUGAUUUGAACCAGGUGUUUAGAGUGUCUAAACUUUUGGAAACAGGAAUGAUUGGAAUAAACGAAGGAUUGAUAUCCUCGGCGGAGGCUGCUUUUGGAGGAAUCAAAGAAUCGGGAAUCGGGAGAGAGGGCUCCAAAUACGGAAUUGAUGAAUAUGUCUAUAUCAAAUAUCUGUGCUAUGGCAGUCUUGAAUGAAGCUUAUAAUAUCGAUCAAUGUAAUACUAUAAGACGGUUAAAAGAAUAUCAUAUACGAUUACUUUAGCUGCAAUGAGCUGGUUAGGCGUCUCACACAACUAUCUAAAUUCGUACACCAAUAAACAUAGACAUAAAUAAUUGAGAAACAUACACAAGCGCUUUGAGAGAAAUACUAUAUGGUCUAGCAGUCUAAUGUGGUAUAAUAUUUAAGUUAGAAGAGUUUUUACUAGGUCAUUUUUCCAACUAUAAUGUUUUUCGAUGAUGUAUACUAAGGAUUUAUUUUUUGAAAAACGCCAUGACACAAAUGACACAAAUACUAUCUUCAAGCGUGGAUGAAAAUAAUUAACAAAGACCACAUCAGAUGAGAUUGUUUUCAACGAAGAAGUUGCAUCAGACUUCGUGAGACAGAUCGGCAAAAGCUCAAUAGGAAACACUUGCGAACGACACAAAAACAAGAGUGAAAACAAGAUUAUCACUCACACUGUUACAGUAUGUAAGUAGAUUGGCGCACAGUGGUUCAAAACUGAAGAGUAAAAGUUUGAACUUUAGAAAAUAUUCGCAAUGAAUAUAUACAAUAAAGUUACAUUCAUCUUAAAAGAUUAACCAAAAAUCCAUUGAAAAAUGUGAUCGUUACACUGCAUGUGCAUUUAAACACCUCGCUGAGAUUAAUAACAUUGUUGUUUGAGUUUGGUGCAAACAGUUCAAGGCAAUUACAGUCAUGUUAGUCUUCCAAGCUUAGAGUAAGCAGUUAAAAUAACAAAUAAUUAAAAUAACAAAUAAUUAAAAUAAUAACAACAAAAUAAAGAAAAUGAUUUAUACUUCAGCAUA